GGAGCAGGAACGACACAAUUGUUUUGCACAUCCAGCAUAGGAACAUUUUUGCACGCUUCGAAAAAGAGUGUACUCACGCGGCGCACUGCACAUUGGGAUCCCCUACGACAUCUGCGCCCACGUAAACAUAUGCACGAUAAUGAAUCCACAAAUGUAAGGGGCAAAGUGCAGAGGAUUUUUCUCCCUCCCCCUCUUCCCGUAGCUCAUUCGCUAACCCGUCCAGUUACGCAAAAUUGCACAUCUUGACGAUCGCUGAGCAGUUGGAGGUGCAGGGAAAAAAAAAAAAAAAAUUAGCCACCCCUAGAAGGAGCACCCCAAACGAACGGAUAGAAGAGCUAACAAAAUGAAGAAAACCGUGGAAGCCGCUGACAGACAAGGGAAAGUGGAAAAGAAAUGCAUCCUGGACAUGCUAAAAGAAAACGACUGCGAAACACUGGAGGAGCUUAAAAAUUUAAUAACCUUCCUGAACAGCGAAAAUAAAAGGCUGCACUCAGUGAACAUUGAGUCGCUCAAAAAAAUAAACAUCCUCACCGUCAGGGUGAAGAAUUUAGAAAGCUUAGCAAAAAAUUAUGACGAGUUUUAUCAAAAUGGGAAGAGCUACAAGGACAAGUUAGAGCAGCUGAGUCGCAAGGUGAAUGCGCUCAUGGGUUACGCAAAGGACAAACAAAACGAGUGCUGCGAACUGAUCGGAGAGCAAGACAAAUACUUCAGAAACUUCUUCGCAAACUUGAAUAAAAUUAUCCAAUCGAUUGUUUCGUUCAACCCGGAUGGAGGGCGAGGAGAAGGAAGUGCCUCUCCCCGUGUUAGCAGCCCCCUUGAUGGGGAAAGCUACCGCCAAAGGGGGAAGUCGAAAGGGUCCCCUUCGGCCUGCACAUCCGACAAUGAUGACGAUGAGAACAAUCGCGGUUACGCCAAUUCGGAAGAUGAGGACAACGAGAAUGCACAAAAAAACGAACUACACAAAAAACGGUCCAACUAUUUAACCGCAACAAGGGAACGCACACAUAACAGGACCAACACAUAUGGAGAACCAUCUAGCCAUCCAGAUACGUCACCACAUGAUGAGCUACGAAUGAGAGGGGAACAGGACAGAUGCAACGAAAGAAUCGAAAAAAUAAAAAGCUUAUGCGAGUCAUUCAAAAAUAUAGACAAUGAGUCUUCCAAAUCGGGCAAUUCCGAUGGGAGUAGAAAACCAAAUGGGAAUCUCCCCGUUUCGUCGAAGCAAAAAAAAAAAAAAAAAAAAAAAGCGUUAGAAAGUCAGCAGGAUGAGCCAUUUCACUCAGGAUAUGAAAAUGAGCAUAUGCAGGAGUACCAGCUGGAGAACGACGAGGAAAUCAAACUGGUCCACAGCGCAGAUCAUAGAGCAGAUCAAAGUGCACAUCAAAGUGCAUAUCAAAGUGCACAUCAUAGUGCAGAUUUAGGGGAUGGGAAAAUACGCGAAAAAGUCGCGUACAAAAGUAAGAAAGGAACCAAAGGGGAUGCGCAAAAGAGGCCGGACGGCAUUGCGGAUUAUCAUAAGGACAUAAAAAAAGGGUCAAACCAUUUGGUAAACGAUAUAAGUAGUAGUAGGGGAAAUAAAAAAAAUCACGACGUGGCUGAGAAGAACCCUUCCAAUAAGGUCCCCAGUGCCCAAAGCAACAUUAUGGACAUCUUAAAUAAUCGAAUGCAUAGGGCCUCCUUGGAGCACAUAGAAAGUGGCACUACUCCCAAGUACGUCAAAUAUAACACUAUACAUCGCGAAAUUAUGAACCCACGUCAGCACUUUGUUAAUCAAAACAAAAAUUCCGUUGAUCAUAUUAUUUGCCUGUAA
Molecule: messenger RNA, 1810 nt
Organism: Plasmodium vivax (malaria parasite P. vivax)
Lineage: Eukaryota; Apicomplexa; Aconoidasida; Haemosporida; Plasmodiidae
Exons: 2
Coding region: 344-1810 (488 amino acids)
Source: RefSeq, a predicted model, not a curated record